AUGAGUAUGCAAGAUAGCUUUUCUUUAAAGGAUCCGAAUUUCUAUUUUCAAAGAUAUGUGAUCUCCUCAUGCAUGCAGGACAAUGAUGUGCAUGGAUUGAGGAAUGGAGGAAAAUCAUCUAAUUGGAAGAAAGCAAUACCUUCUAAAAUUGGUCUUCAAGAAAACAACUGGAAAAACCUUGAUAUCAAAGAUGCAAUUUCAAUCACGAAGAAAAACAUUCAAGAUAUCGAAAUUGACGAAACUGAUGAUAAAAAAGUAAGAUUCAUUACAUUACGAUUCGAAGAUAAAGAUACAUAUGUUUUCACAGCAAAUCAAGAAGUAUUAGAUCAAUUUUAUACCGGAAUUUCUUUAAUUUUGAACAAACCAGUUGAAAAUGAUUACAUGGCUCAAAAGAUAAAGGAAUUUACUGACAUGAUCACAAGUCGUCUCAAAUUCAAAAGAAAUCUUGAUAAAGACUUCGGAAUUCCACAGAUUCCACCAGAACCUACAUGUUUCCCAGAUAUAGAUCCUAAAGUACUUGCUCAAAACUAA
Messenger RNA from Trichomonas vaginalis G3, 531 nucleotides. RefSeq lists its product as uncharacterized. The transcript has a single exon. The record is from RefSeq and is a predicted model, not a curated record. Lineage: Eukaryota; Parabasalia; Trichomonadida; Trichomonadidae. The coding region runs from base 1 to 531 and encodes 176 amino acids.